AUGACAUCGAUAAAAACACCAAUAUUCGUGCUAAACAUUAAUUUUAUGAAGAUUUCCUGCUGCCUCUUCUUUUCUACUACAGCUGUAAUUAAAAGGUUGGAAGGACUAGCAAGAAAGAUUGGAUUGGGCUUGGCUGGCUUCACUAUUCUACCCUGGCUGCUCAUUGUGAUCGGAUUUGGAUGGACCACUGUUGGCGACGGUUAUACACUAGUGGGUUCUGCGUGGUUCCCCCAUUGGUUCAUCUCUCUGCUGGGUAUUCCAAUCAUCGUGCUGGGAGCUGUUCAUGCUGUUAUCAGUGCACAAUCUGCAAUUAGGAUCCUCAGGACCAUUACGACAGUGUUCAGUGUUUUAUUCCUUCUCUGUCUUGGGAUGAUCUUAUUCGGUGCAGGAAGCUUCAUUAUUUACCAAUCAACCUAUGGUCAUGCCUUCUAUCAUCCUGUAAACUUGGCGUUUGCAGGAGCACUAAUUGCCACUGUGUCCUGGACUGGUCAGUUGAUGGCAUGGACCUUCUAUGAGGAAGCUAUCAUCAAUAACUAACCAAUACACUAUUUUGUACACUAUUAGCUUUAUUGAGUUAACAUGCUAAGCGUCUAUAAGAGCUAUAGUGUUAGCUGAUUAUUAAAACUCAACAUGCAGUUCAAUUUAGUGAGUUAUUGUUGUUUGUUGCGUACUAUUAUAAUUAUAUAGCUGUCACAAUGAA
Molecule: messenger RNA, 700 nt
Organism: Halichondria panicea
Lineage: Eukaryota; Metazoa; Porifera; Demospongiae; Suberitida; Halichondriidae
Exons: 5
Coding region: 1-537 (178 amino acids)
Source: RefSeq, a predicted model, not a curated record